AUGAGCACACCGCGACCACCCGUCACCUGUCAUAUUCUAGACACAACAACUGGCUGCCCUGCAAGCAACGUGAUAUGUUCUAUAUACAAAAUAGACAUGAAAGAGAAUGAGGACACUAUGGAUACCACGUCUGUCGAACCUUUUGCACUUGCACGAACCAAUGAAGAUGGUCGUGUUCCUUCUUGGGUGUUUAAUCCCGAUCCAACGAAGAGAGCAGAGUUAGAGGCGUUGGGGAUCUCUAAAGCAGGUUCAACACUAAGAUGGGACGUUUUGUGCCCUGGCGUAUACAAGGUAAGAUUUCAGACUGGCAAAUAUUUUGCACGUCAGGAUAAGAAGUGCUUUUUCCCCAUUGUAGACAUUAUAUUCGAAGUUUCAGAUACCAGACACUACCAUAUUCCGCUUCUCUUGAGCAACUACGGUUACACAACGUACCGAGGUAGUUAA
Messenger RNA from Lachancea fermentati, 444 nucleotides. NCBI's taxonomy places the organism in Eukaryota, Fungi, Ascomycota, Saccharomycetes, Saccharomycetales, Saccharomycetaceae. The record is from the annotation of a GenBank genome assembly.